CGGAAGAAACCCGUGACCAUCUCUUCAUGACGUAAACAAAAAGAAACGCCAUGUUGUUAAAGUGAAGUGCAGAAGUAACCUACAGAUGAUGAUUACAUGUUUAAUUUUAGCCUCGUAACAGUACAUCACAAGAUAUUUGAACAUAUUUUGUCGGAAUUAAGCGAUGGCGGAUUCUGGCGGUCGGAACUUCUCGUUCAAGUGCGUUCUUCUUGGAGAAGGUUGUGUGGGAAAAACUUCACUGGUUCUGCGAUAUGUCGAAAAUAAAUUUAACGAUAAACAUAUAACAACAUUACAGGCCUCUUUCCUAACCAAGAAACUAAACAUUGGAGGAAAAAGAGUCAAUUUGUCAAUAUGGGACACGGCGGGUCAGGAGCGCUUCCAUGCCCUGGGUCCCAUCUACUACCGCGACAGUAACGGUGCAAUACUGGUGUAUGACAUCACUGACGAAGACUCCUUCCAGAAGGUGAAAAACUGGGUGAAGGAGCUGAGGAAGAUGUUGGGCAAUGACAUCUGUCUGUGUAUAGCGGGAAACAAGAUAGACUUAGAGAAGGAACGCCACGUGUCUGUGGCAGACGCGGAAGCUUAUGCUGCAUCUGUGGGGGCUAAACAUUUUCACACAUCUGCAAAACUGAACAAAGGUAUAGAGGAAAUGUUCCUAGAUUUAAGUAAAGGUAUGAUAGAGAAAGCAGGACAGGAUAACAACAGGAAUCAAAAAGACAGUACGAACCGUAAAAGUGUUGUUGUCGUCGACGACGAUACUCCAGCACAACAAAAGUCAGGUUGUUGUUGACACUGUUGCCAUAGUGAUGCCAGGUUUUUUUUCUCCCAAAAGAAAGAACAAGCAAGCUUCUUCAAGUCUUGAUGGAAAGUUCAAAUAGGUUAUAAUAGUGUUUAAAUUAAGUUUCAGGAAGUGCAUUAGUAUUUAAGCUAUGAGUCGCAUCAUGGCUGCAAUUAUGUUUUGGGUUUUGAUAUUGAAAGGUUUCUAGGAAUUCCCAAAUAUUUGUGUGUAUGGUUUUUUUUUUUUUCAAAUAUCACAUUUGAAAUGUGAUGUUGGCAUUAUUGCAUGAUAAAAUGAAAUGCAUAAUACAUGUUCAUGUAAAAGUAGAGCAUGUCAUAUGGAAAUGCGUUUUAUGAAAUAAGAUUCUCUUUUCAUCCAGAGAAUUUUAUAGUACUCAUGUACUUGCACAUGUAAAAAGAUUCAUUGUAAAUUUACAGAAUGCUAAAAACCUCUUUAUAUAGUGCUGAAUCCCAUUGAUCAUUCUUUUGCAAAUCUAUUGAAAAGCUUGAUUUUUUAUUUCAGUUAAUAUACAGUUACGUACAAUAAUGUUUGCAUUGAUCUAUAACAGAAGUUUGCCUGUUUCAAAGAAAAAUUGAAAUAAUAGACAUAUACCGUUAUUUUUUUUAUUGAUAUCUAGUCUUUGUUAAUUGUAACCCUUUUGAGGUAGGCAUUCUGCAGCUCUUUUUUUCAGAAUGUACAAGAUUUUUAGUUCUUUUUUUCAAACAUUUUCCAGAGCAUUGAGUGUAUGAAAGCAUUUUUAAAUAGGAAAAAUCCAGAAGAAUUGAGGAGGUUGCUCUUAAAUGAUUUAAGUGGGAUAUUUAUCCCCUUUUUACAUGUGUAAUUUAUUGGAAUGUACAUGUAAUACAUGUACAUGUAUAUGAAUUCAUAUUUCAUAAUGUAAAGUAUAAGAAUAGUUAUAUAUAACAAUGAUAAUUAACUGAGAUAUCCUAAUUAUGUAGAAUAUAUAAGUUCACUUUCAGCAGCUUUUAAAGUGUUGUAUUUAAAAAAUUUGGAUGCAGUCAAUUACGUCAUUUGUAAAGAUAACUGGAUGCAUUCCUUAAAUUGUUUAGUGUUUCAUACACUGUAAUUUGUUGAUUUCAUUUUUAUUGCAAAAGGGGCUUUUGUUUUCGAUUGAAAAAAACCCCAUGGGAUUUCAUAACUUUAAUUGUGUUUUCCUUAUGUCAGUUCAAUGUUUCAUUUUUAUUGCAAAAGGGGCUGUUGUUUUCUAUUGAAAAAAAAACCCCAUGGGAUUUUGUAACUUUAAUUGUGUUUUCCUUAUGUCAGUUCAAUGUUUAAUGCUCUAAAGCAUACAUGUUGAAGUAUUCUUUUCAGGUCAACUUUUAUCCAAAGAUCAUUUCUAAUCAGAUCGAAUUCAAAGUGGAUAUUUAUCCC
This is a messenger RNA of Magallana angulata, 2170 nucleotides long. Its product is annotated as ras-related protein Rab-21-like. Gene Ontology annotation, biological process: Rab protein signal transduction. NCBI's taxonomy places the organism in Eukaryota, Metazoa, Mollusca, Bivalvia, Ostreida, Ostreidae. The transcript is spliced from 6 exons. Gene Ontology annotation, molecular function: GTPase activity; GTP binding. The record is from RefSeq and is a predicted model, not a curated record. Bases 164 to 790 code for a protein of 208 amino acids.